Hypanus sabinus (Atlantic stingray) is the source of this 2485-nucleotide messenger RNA. It is a transcript of the gene angptl4, whose product is annotated as angiopoietin-like 4. Gene Ontology annotation, molecular function: enzyme inhibitor activity. The coding region runs from base 149 to 1516 and encodes 455 amino acids. The record is from RefSeq and is a predicted model, not a curated record. The transcript has 7 exons. Gene Ontology annotation, biological process: triglyceride homeostasis. NCBI's taxonomy places the organism in Eukaryota, Metazoa, Chordata, Chondrichthyes, Myliobatiformes, Dasyatidae.
ACGGGCAGUCACACAUCGGGCAACACAGAAGACAGGAAAAGUACUGAGAGGAUUCGCAAGAGCAGAGACGGAAAAAAAAACAAAGAUUAUAUAUAUAUAUAUAUAUAUUUAAGACAGGUCCACGGCUUAAGCAAAAAAAGCACGAACCAUGAAAUUGGUUUUAGGCGGAGCGCUGUGCAUCGUCCUGUGUGCAGCGAGUUUCACGCGGGGCACCGCCAGCCACCUCGCCGACAAGAAGAGCCCCUCGGCCAAGGACAGAAGGAUGCAAUUCGCCUCCUGGGACGAGGUGAACCUCAUCGCCCACGGCCUCCUGCAGCUCGGCCACGGCCUCAAGCAGCACGUGGACCGGACCAAGGAGCAGAUGACCAGCGUCCUGGAGCAGCUGAACGCUCACAACAGCACGCUGCGGGAGCUGGCCGGACGGGUCAGUGAGCCUGGGCAGGGGCUGGAGGGGCGGUGGGACAGCCACCUGCUGCAGGUGUCGGCCGGCCUGCGAGAGAAAGUGGACGAGAUGGCCCGGGACAGGCUGAGGAUGGAUAAAGUGCUGCAGAGCUUGGAAGAGAAGGUGGGCAGGUUUGAGAACUGGAAGAGAGCCGAAACCGACCUGAACAACUAUAACAAUAUUCGAUCCGUUAUGGAAAACCAGAGUAAAAACAUCGAUGAACUGCUGACGAGAAUUAAAGACCAGCAGUGGCAGCUUGACAAGCAGAAUGUCCAGAUCAAGGCGCUGCAGAACAAGCUUCAAGAAAGCAGACUGCAUCUCAAAGACAGUCCAAACUGGAAGCUGAUUCUCAAGCGAAGAAUGGAGAUGUACCCGCACACCCGCACCAGUGUAGAACCCACACCAGUUGACAAACUUCCCUUUGACUGUCACCAACUGUUCCUUGAAGGACGGCGGAGCACUAGUGUGUACAGAAUACAGCCAGUAGGCUCACAGCCCUUUGAAGUAUUCUGUCGAAUGACUGCUGAAGGUGGCUGGACUGUGAUUCAGAGACGGAUGGAUGGGUCGGUUGACUUUGAUCGACUGUGGCAGGCAUACAGGGACGGAUUUGGCAACCUUACUGGUGAAUUCUGGUUGGGUUUGGAGAAACUUUACACCAUCACGCGGCAGGGGAGCUAUCUCCUGCGCAUUGAACUGGAGGAUUGGGAACAUCACACAGAGUACACAGAAUAUCCCUUUAGCCUUGGCAGCGAGGCCACUGACUACACAAUGACCCUCAAAAGCCCCAUCUCCGGAAACCUCAAGAACGCUAUCAGUGAAUCAAGUGGCCUGCCCUUCUCCACCCGAGACCAGGACCACGAUCUGAAGUUCAACAUGAGCUGUGCCAAACACCUUACAGGGGGAUGGUGGUUCAGCACUUGUGGACAGGCCAAUCUGAACGGCAAGUAUUUCUCCAGCAAACCCCAGCAGCGACGCGAGAGGAAACAGGGGAUAUUCUGGAAACCCUGGAAAGGUAGAAAUUACCCCCUGAAAACCACGACAAUGAUGAUUCGUCCAAUGGAACUGGAAGCAUAAAAUCGACAUCCUAAAACUCUUGCAGAGACUGACUAUGUGCACACAUUUAUGUGUGAGAGAGAGAGAGAGAGGGAGAGAGAUUUAGAGCAGCAAAGUUGGCUGUUCACAAUUGGAAUGAAAGUCAGUGACGUGUUGCAACGUGGCUUGUCGCCGAAUAUGUAUGUCUAUGUUUAAGCAACAAAGCAAUGCAGCAAGUUUCCCAGGAUUAAUGGCUGAGCUAUGCAAGUAUUCCUAAAGCAUACAUGCCACUCAAAGCAGCUGUUAGUGUUCCGUUGUUUUAGUUCAAAACAGAUACAGAAUAGUAAAAUAAUUUCCGUUAACUAACUGCCUUUGGACUUCUCCCAUCCUGGCCUGAGCCCGGUGUUUGAUCUUGUCCGUUCACACAGAGCAGGAAGAUCCCUGGCAUAAUUGCCAUCUGAACUGCAGCAGCAGCCUGUACUUUAGCAGGCUGUUAUGCCAGUCCCCAAUAGGAUUAGUACAGGGCUUCCAGCUCAUUUGAACAUUAUUGGCUUUGAUCGCCCACAACAAGCACAUUUCUGAUCUUUUGCCAGUACUUCUAUAAAUAUUACUCUCCAACAUCAUCAAAUAGGUGUAAUGUUUAAUGUGGAAUUUGUAAAAUAAAUUCAAGGGCGAUUUUUUUUUUCUCUCUGGCGAAAGCCCAAAGUGAAAGGUGGAUCCAGUGCCUUGAGUGCCCCAACAUCCUACUUACACCAGCAUGACUGUUACACCUUAGCGCAAUUCCUCCCCAUAGGGAUGUUUCCAAGUCAUAUUGACUUUAUCACCAUGGCUGAGAAUAGCUGUGGAGAAGUGAGUGUGAAUUGUUUCUUUGCUUUUAUAUAUUUAAACAUUUAAUAUUCCAAACCUGCCUUUUGUAAUUUAUAAAUGCUCAGCUUUUCCCAGGAGGGAGUGCGAGUCAAUCUCUGUUGUCUGCUGUAUAUAACCUUUAAAAGCUGUUAUUUUAAUAUCAAA